This is a messenger RNA of Phodopus roborovskii (desert hamster), 2191 nucleotides long. RefSeq names its product EPS8 like 3 (gene Eps8l3). Gene Ontology annotation, biological process: positive regulation of ruffle assembly; Rho protein signal transduction; regulation of Rho protein signal transduction. Gene Ontology annotation, molecular function: actin binding. The record is from RefSeq and is a predicted model, not a curated record. The transcript is spliced from 19 exons. The coding region runs from base 255 to 2039 and encodes 594 amino acids. NCBI's taxonomy places the organism in Eukaryota, Metazoa, Chordata, Mammalia, Rodentia, Cricetidae. Gene Ontology annotation, cellular component: plasma membrane; ruffle membrane; vesicle.
GCUGGGCGGUUGGUAGCCUGAGAGGCCUCCCCACCCUCCAGAGUCCAAAGACCACAGGUGUGGCUUCCUCAAAGCCUGCUUUUUCCCUCACAGGCCACCUGAUCGUCAGUAGGUCUCUGCCUGAGGCAGCAGGCAGAGAGGCCAAACAGAACUCACUCCAACAGCACUGGACCACUAGCUCAACCAUCAGCCUCCUGGGGGACCAGACAUUCAGCUACACUGCUACUCAGGAAGCUGUCCUCAGCAGUGUCAACAUGUCCCGGCCCAGCAGCAGAGCCAUCUACUUGCACCGGAAGGAAUAUUCCCAGAGUUUGGCCUCAGAACCCACCCUCCUACAGCACAGGGUUGAGCAUCUGAUGACAUGUAAGCUGGGGACACAGAGAGUCCGGGAACCGAAGGAUGCCCUACAGAAGCUUCAGGAGAUGGAUGCACAGGGUCGAGUGUGGAGCCAAGACCUGAUCCUGCAGGUCAGAGAUGGCUGGCUCCAGCUGCUGGACAUUGAGACUAAGGAGGACUUAGAUUCUUACCGCCUGGACAACAUCAAGGCCAUCGAUGCAGCACUCAACACCUGCUCAUACAACUCCAUCUUAUCCGUCACUGUGCAGGAGUCCGGCCUGCCAGCCACCAGCACUUUGCUCUUCCAAUGCCAGGAGGUGGGGGCAGAGCAACUGAGGACAAGUCUGCAGAAGGCCCUGGAGGAAGAGCUAGAAGAAAGACCUCGAUUUGGAGUCCUUCAUCCAGGCCAGGACAGACGGAAGGAAUAUCCUCUGGAAAGGCCAAUCCCCAUACGACAGGCACCCCCUGUGGAGCAGAGGUUUCCUCUAGAACACCCACCCCACAUGACCCCAGAACGAAGCAUCUCACCAUCCCCAAGGUCCCUGAUACACUACCCAAGUGCCCAAGAACCAAGUGACUUCACUCUGCCUCCUCCUCCAAGGCGUGCUCCAUCUCCUGAGGACCCAGAGAGGGAUGAGGAAGUGCUGAACCAUGUUCUAAGAGACAUCGAGCUGUUUGCUGGAAUGCUGAAGGAGGCCAUAGUAAUGGAUAGCCAUAAGAAGAAAAAAUUUGGGAGAAAAAAGAACAAGGCUCAAAACAAGAUAACACAAGCACAGUAUAUUGAUUGCUUCCAAAAGAUCAAGUUCAGCUUCAACCUCCUGGGGAAGCUGGCCUUACGGCUGCAGGAAACAAGUGCCCCUGAGUUCGUGGACCUCAUCUUCCAAACCCUGAAAUUCAUCCUGUCCCAGUGCCCUGAGGCUGGCCUUACAACCAAAGUGAUUUCACCCCUCCUCACCCCGAAAGCCAUAGACCUGCUGCAGUCCUGUCUAAAUCCACCUGAGAUUUCUCUCUGGAAGUCACUAGGCAAAGCCUGGACCACCAGCUGGGUUAACUGGACAGGCAGUGAACCGCCACCCUACCGACCCACAUUCUAUGAUGGCUGGCAGAUCCCAGAGCCCUAUUCCAUGGAACCCCUAAGACACCAGAAUUCUAUAUCCCUCCGAGGUUCUAGGAUGAGGAGCAGCCUACACUUCCCUCAGGAUGAGCCAUACAACCAUAGCUCCGAACAUGAGGACUCACACCUCCCACCUUCCAGCCCCAGCCCUGCCAAAGCAGCCCUGAAAAUGCAAGUUUUGUAUGAGUUUGAAGCAAGGAAUGCACAGGAACUGACUGUGGCACAGGGAGAGAUUCUGGAGGUUCUGGACCAGAGCAAGCGGUGGUGGCUGGUGAGGAAUGAAGCAGGACUGACUGGUUACAUUCCCAGCAACAUCCUGGAGCCCCUGCCGGCUGGAGUUCCUAGAAGCCACAGACCAUCAUCCUUUAGGGCUCCGAUGCUUCGCCUCAGCUCAAAGCCUGCGGAAGUCACAGCCUGGCUACAAGCAGAGAACUUCUCCACUGUCACUGUGAGGACCCUUGGGUCCCUGAUGGGGAACCAGCUACUUCACAUGAGAUUCGGGGAGCUGCAGAUGCUAUGUCCACAGGAGGCCUCACGGAUCCAGGCCCGUCUGGAUGCUGUCAGAAGGAUGCUGGGGAUGAGUCAUUAGAUACCAGCUCAAAUACCUCCAAGACUAAGGACCUCUCGUCUCCAAGAUGACACAUUUGGCACCCAAUUAGAGCCCUCAGAAGUCCUCUUUCAGUUUGUGGCAAGCCACAUGUCCUAGAUCACACAGCAAAGAAGGUGAAACAGCCCAGACUU